CCUGCAGCGGUGUUCUGAAGAGCCGGGCAGAGGAUACACAAGCAUCCCAGCAGGCACUCUGGUUUGCCCGUGAACGAUAGAUAUGCGGGGGUUUGAAUGAGCAGCUGCAGCAGCGGGUUUGGGUCUGUACACAUGAGUGCUGGUGUGCUUAGAGGCAUCGGGUCCCUUUCAGCUGGAGUUGCAGUACUUGUGAGUGCCAUAUUUGGAAACACAUUGAGAAAUCAGCCUGAGCAACCUGCAAGGCACAAGGCACAAGAUUCUGCAUGGUUAUUUGCUCUCCCAGGAGGUGAACACUUGUUUUGAUUAACAGAGUCAGGGUUGAGAUGCCCAGUUGUUCCUCAUCUUGGCUCAGAAGAAGCACCUAGGAAUAAAAGCUCUAAGCUGGUAUUAAGUAGAAUGGGCUUAAAGUCCACUACAGGAAACAACAGCUAGUGACAGAAAUGGCAAAGCGAACCUUCUCCACCUUGGAGGCAUUCCUCAUUUUCCUUCUGGUAAUAAUGACAGUCAUCACAGUGGCCCUUCUCACCCUCUUGUUUGUUACCAGUGGGACCAUUGAAAACCACAAAGAUUCAGGAAAUCACUGGUUUUCAACCACUCUGGGCUCCACGACAACCCAGCCCCCUCCAAUUACACAGACUCCAAACUUCCCUUCAUUUCGGAACUUCAGUGGCUACUACAUUGGCGUUGGGAGAGCAGAUUGCACAGGACAAGUGUCAGAUAUCAAUUUGAUGGGCUAUGGCAAAAAUGGCCAGAAUGCACGGGGUCUCCUCACCAGGCUGUUCAGCCGUGCUUUUAUCUUGGCGGAUCCAGAUGGGUCAAAUCGAAUGGCAUUUGUGAGCGUGGAACUAUGUAUGAUUUCCCAACGACUGAGGUUGGAGGUCCUGAAGAGACUAGAGAGUAAAUAUGGCUCUCUGUAUCGAAGAGACAAUGUUAUCCUGAGUGCCAUUCACACACACUCUGGCCCAGCAGGGUUUUUCCAAUAUACACUCUAUAUACUCGCCAGCGAGGGAUUCAGCAACCGGACCUUUCAGUACAUAGUCUCUGGGAUCAUGAAGAGCAUUGAUAUAGCUCACACAAAUCUUAAACCAGGCAAAAUCUUUAUCAACAAAGGAAAUGUUGCUAAUGUGCAGAUCAACCGAAGCCCCUCCUCUUACCUUCUGAAUCCACAGUCAGAGAGAGCAAGGUAUUCUUCAAACACAGACAAGGAAAUGCUGGUCUUGAAACUGGUGGAUUUGAAUGGAGAAGACUUGGGUCUUAUCAGCUGGUUUGCCAUCCACCCCGUGAGCAUGAACAAUAGCAACCACUUUGUGAAUAGUGACAAUAUGGGCUAUGCGGCUUACCUUUUUGAGCAAGAAAAGAACAAAGGCUAUCUGCCUGGACAGGGACCGUUUGUAGCAGGCUUUGCUUCAUCAAAUCUCGGAGACGUGUCACCCAACAUUCUUGGCCCGCAUUGUGUCAACACAGGGGAGUCUUGUGACAACGACAAGAGCACCUGUCCCAACGGUGGGCCUAGCAUGUGCAUGGCCAGCGGACCUGGACAAGACAUGUUUGAGAGCACACACAUUAUAGGACGGAUCAUCUAUCAGAAGGCCAAGGAGCUGUAUGCCUCUGCCUCCCAGGAGGUGACCGGCCCAGUGCUUGCAGCUCACCAGUGGGUGAACAUGACAGAUGUGAGCGUCCAGCUCAAUGCCACACACACAGUGAAGACGUGUAAACCUGCCCUGGGCUACAGUUUUGCCGCAGGCACAAUUGAUGGAGUUUCGGGCCUCAAUAUUACACAGGGAACUACGGAAGGGGAUCCAUUCUGGGACACUCUUCGGGACCAGCUCUUGGGAAAACCAUCUGAAGAGAUUGUAGAGUGUCAGAAACCCAAACCAAUCCUGCUUCACAGUGGAGAGCUGACGAUACCACAUCCUUGGCAACCAGAUAUUGUUGAUGUUCAGAUUGUUACCGUUGGGUCCUUGGCCAUAGCUGCUAUCCCUGGGGAAUUAACAACCAUGUCGGGACGAAGAUUUCGUGAGGCAAUUAAAAAAGAAUUUGCACUUUAUGGGAUGAAGGAUAUGACCGUUGUUAUCGCAGGUCUAAGCAAUGUUUAUACACAUUACAUUACCACAUAUGAAGAAUACCAGGCUCAGCGGUACGAGGCAGCAUCUACAAUCUAUGGACCACACACCCUGUCUGCAUACAUCCAACUCUUCAGAGACCUUGCUAAGGCAAUUGCUACGGACACAGUAGCCAACAUGAGCAGUGGUCCCGAGCCUCCAUUCUUCAAAAAUCUAAUAGCUUCACUUAUUCCUAAUAUUGCGGAUAGAGCACCAAUUGGCAAACAUUUUGGGGAUGUCUUGCAGCCAGCAAAACCUGAAUACAGAGUGGGAGAAGUGGUUGAAGUUAUAUUUGUAGGCGCUAACCCAAAGAAUUCAGCAGAGAACCAGACCCAUCAAACCUUCCUCACUGUGGAGAAAUACGAGGACUCUGUAGCUGACUGGCAGAUAAUGUAUAACGAUGCCUCCUGGGAGACGAGGUUUUAUUGGCACAAAGGAAUACUGGGUCUGAGCAAUGCAACAAUAUACUGGCAUAUUCCAGAUACUGCCUACCCUGGAAUCUACAGAAUAAGAUAUUUUGGACACAAUCGGAAGCAGGAACUUCUGAAACCCGCUGUCAUACUAGCAUUUGAAGGAAUUUCUUCUCCUUUUGAAGUUGUCACUACUUAGUGAAAAGUUGACAGAUAUUGAAGAAAAGCUUUUCUCUGUGCACAUUAUAGAGUGAAUUCACACAAAUGUGAACUGCCAGUUUAAUUUCUGUAAUUGUCUCUGUUUGGGGGACAGGUCAUUUAUUGCUAAUGGGACAGAGGUAUGUGUUUGUGUUGUUGUAUGAUUAUGAGUAUGCAUGCUAACAGGAAGAGAGAGGGAGGAGGGAGGGAGGAGGGGGAGGGAGGGAAGAAAGGAGGGAGAGAGAGAGUGAGAGAAUGAGAGAGAGAGUGAGAGAGAAAGAGUUAUUAGUGAGCAAGAGAAUAUGAGAGAAGGGCCACUGACAACCAAAUACCUUGUGAUCUUUAUCCUAAAGCAUGAUUUUCCUUGAAGCUCUGUGGUUGUUUAAGAGAUAAUUCCCUCUAAUAUGAAAUCCCUGAAAUAUAAUGACAGUAUUUGAAGAUAUGUGAAUAAUGUUUAUCCUAUUUAUUUAUAGACUUACUAAAUGAGAACACUAGAGAACUUUCUAGAAGUCCUCUAGAAUGAUACUUGAUUUUACAGAGAGGAAAAGGAGCUUUGAUUCUCUUUAGGUUAGAAUAAGGUUAGUAUAUUUUUCCCUAGUCAUAUUUACAAAAUACCAUGUAACUUUACUACAAAUAUUUGAGCCCAGCUAAAAUAUACCCAGAAAAUUAGCAUACCAGUUUUGUUUUGUUUUAUUUUGUUUUUGCAUCCAAACAAGCAUAGUCCUUCUGAUAAGUCACUUUAGAAUGGAUCUGCCUGGCUCAGGGUUAUUGUUCAUGCUCAGAUCAUUUCCGCAAUUACCUCCAGAGUCCAACUAUGCGAAUGUCACUUGCAGUGCUUUGAUUUAUGCCUUGUAUUCCUCAAAGUGUCCUUAUCCUGCUAAGUCACACCUCUUCCUCCCAGCAUUUACUCUAAAUGAUUUUUAAUGUUUUCGCCAAUCAAAUGUACCUCACAUUACAAAGCUUUGCCUUGAAUGUAGAUUUUUAAAACAAAAGUGUUAAGGCUGGAAAUGUAGUUAUCAAAGAGGAAGUUUUAAAUGUAUCUGUUCUUUUAUCAGCUACUCCCUCCCUCAUGGCUCCCUUGAAUCACUGAAUAGUUAUUUAAACCCACAUAUCCAAUAUGGUACUCAUUCCUGGGUCUUCACAAUUACAGACAUCAUAUCGAAAUGAUUGGGCUGACAAUUCCUUUGAAGGACAAAGUAAAUAUUUAAUGAGAAAUAUAGAUUCUGGAGAGGCAUUUGAAAAUCACAAAUGUUACGCCUCCAUUUCCUGUUUUCCAGGCUGGGUGUUCUGAUUUGGGAGGAAAGCAGCCCCAAAUAAUUUUUAAAUAUGAAUCUGAAAAUAAUGUUUUAGAAAUUAUGAUCUCGACAGUCUAAUUAAUGAGAAUUGUCUGAAAGUCCUAGCUGCAUUUAAAAUUAUGUAAGUUAACUAAAGCCAAUUUUUGAACCCCAGUCAUAAUUGUGUAGGUAGGUAAAAAGAGCAUUUUAGGAGGAAACCGAACUUCAUUUCAAGACUGAAUCUGUUUUAAAAGAACAAUAGUGGUAAGGUAAAUCUUCAUUUAUUUCCCUAUGGUUUACCUAUUUAAACAUCGAAGAUUGAAUCAAAAGGCACCUGGAGCAUAUUUUGGUAACUCCAUUUCCCACUUGGUAGUUCUAUGGAUGCUAACUGCUGAAGAAUAAACUGAUCGGGAUUUUCAAGGGUUGUGAACAUGUCUCCUGAUGGGAAUACCGUAUUAAGUAUAAAGGUUCAAAAUAGUUGAUCUCAAAACUAUACACACACACACAAUAUAUAUAUAUAUACACACACACACAUGUACACACACACACACAUGCACAUACACAUGGUAUUGUUUAAAAUUUAUUUCUCAUGACUUAGAACAAUAUAAGGAUUAUACAAGGAUUCAUUUCCCACCAUCAUUCCUCCCAGUGAAGCUUUUCUCAAAGUCUGAGUAGGAGUUUCUCCUUUCUCACUGGUAACUAUCCCACAGUGGCCAUUACAUCACUAGUAAUCGGUGUGCCCAGCCCUGCAUGGAAAUAAAUCACAGAAACAUAAUUUCCCAGUAGACUUAGUCUCUUCAAGCCUGUGUGCUUCUAGUGUAUAAAAUCUGUAAAAAAAA
Messenger RNA from Mus musculus (house mouse), 4823 nucleotides. RefSeq names its product N-acylsphingosine amidohydrolase 2 (gene Asah2). Gene Ontology annotation, cellular component: cytoplasm; membrane raft; mitochondrion. The coding region runs from base 441 to 2711 and encodes 756 amino acids. Gene Ontology annotation, biological process: sphingosine biosynthetic process; sphingolipid metabolic process; ceramide biosynthetic process. The record is from RefSeq and is marked provisional. Gene Ontology annotation, molecular function: N-acylsphingosine amidohydrolase activity. Lineage: Eukaryota; Metazoa; Chordata; Mammalia; Rodentia; Muridae. The transcript has 24 exons.